AUGAAGUUAGACGUCAAGCGCCAGCUCUACGCUCGCAGCGAGCGAGUCAAGGGCAUUGACUUCCAUCCCCAAGAACCAUGGAUCCUCACCACCCUCUACAGCGGCCACGUCUACAUCUGGUCCUACGAGACUCAACAGAUUGUCAAGACCUUUGAGUUGACCGAUGUCCCCGUCCGCGCCGGUCGAUUCAUCUCCCGCAAGAACUGGAUCGUCUGCGGAUCCGACGACUUCCAACUCCGUGUCUACAACUACAACACCUCUGAGAAGAUCACCUCGUUCGAGGCGCACCCCGACUACAUCCGAGCCAUCGCCGUCCACCCCACGCAGCCGUUUGUGCUUACCGCCUCCGAUGACAUGACCAUUAAGCUGUGGGAUUGGGAAAAGGGCUGGAAAUGUGUACAGGUUUUUGAGGGCCACGGCCACUAUGUCAUGGGCCUCGCCAUCAAUCCCAAGGACACAAACACCUUUGCCUCUGCUUGUCUUGACCGCACCGUCAAGAUCUGGAGCCUGGGAUCCUCCACCCCCAACUUCACCCUGGAAGCCCACGAGACCAAGGGUGUUAACCACGUCGACUACUACCCCCACUCCGACAAGCCAUACCUUUUGACCACUUCGGACGACCGAACUGUCAAGAUUUGGGAUUACACCACCAAGUCGCUGAUUGCCACCCUCGAGGGCCACACCAACAACGUCUCGUUCGCCUGCUACCACCCCGAAUUGCCCGUCAUCAUUUCCGGUUCCGAGGACGGUACCAUUAGAAUUUGGCACGCCAACACCUACCGAUUCGAGCAGUCGCUCAACUACAGCCUCGAGCGAGCGUGGUGUGUUUCAUACCAGAAGGGCAAGCAAGGCAUUGCCGUGGGUUUCGACGAUGGUGCUGUCGUUGUCAAGCUGGGCCGGGAGGAGCCUGCGGUGUCCAUGGACCCCUCUGGCAAGCUGAUCUGGGCCCGCCACAACGAGGUUGUUUCCGCCAUCAUCAAGGGAGGAGAUGCCUCCGUCAAGGACAACGAGCCGAUUUCGCUUCCGACCAAGGACCUCGGCACCUGCGAGGUGUACCCCCAGACCCUGAUUCACUCUCCCAACGGCCGCUUCGUCGCUGUGUGCGGUGAUGGCGAGUACAUCAUCUAUACUGCUCUGGCUUGGCGAAACAAGGCUUUCGGAUCGGCAUUGGACUUUGUUUGGGCCUCCAAGGACAACAGCAACGACUUUGCCAUCCGCGAGUCCCCCAUGACGGUUAAGCUGUAUAAGAACUUUGUCGAGAAGGCCGGAGGCUUGGACGUUGGUUUCCAGGCUGACCGACUCCAUGGUGGAGUCUUGCUCGGUGUUACUGGUCAGGGCGGUGUUUCGUUCUUUGACUGGGCCACCGGUGGUUUGGUUCGAAGAAUCGAGGUUGAGCCCAAGCAGGUCUACUGGUCAGACAGCGGAGAGCUGGUGACGAUUGCUUGUGAUGAUACCUUUUACGUGCUGCGAUUCUCGCGCGAGAGCUACGUCGAGGCCGUACAAGCUGGCCAAGUGGAGGAGGAUGGUGUUGAGGCUGCUUUUGAGGUCAUCACUGACAUUAGCGAAAGUGUGCGAACUGGAGAGUGGGUUGGCGACUGCUUCAUCUACACCAACAGCACGAACCGUCUCAACUACCUUGUUGGCGACCAGACCUACACCGUGUCUCACUCCGACAAGCCCAUGUACAUCCUCGGUUACAUCCAAAGGGAUUCUCGAAUCUACCUCGCAGACAAGGACGUUGGCGUUACGUCAUUUGCUCUAUCACUACCGGUUCUGGAGUACCAGACCCUGGUGCUCCGAGAGGACAUGGAGACGGCUGCCGAGCUGCUCCCUACGAUUCCCGAGGAUCAGCUGAACAAGAUUGCACGCUUCUUGGAGGGACAGGGCCAUAAGGAGCUUGCCCUGGAGGUGGCUACGGACCCCGAGCACAAGUUCGAUCUUGCACUUGGAUUGAACCAGCUCGAGGUUGCGCUGGAGCUUGCUCGCGAGGCUGACGUUGAUCACAAGUGGAAGACUGUUGGAGAUGCUGCCCUGGCCGCCUGGGAGGUGACUCUGGCUGCUGAGUGCUUCACCCACGCUAAAGACCUGGGAUCUCUUCUCCUCCUGCACUCAUCGACCGGCGACCGCGAGGGCUUGGCCGCUCUUGCUGCGCAGGCGCAAGAGGCCGGCUCUCACAACGUUGCCUUUUCAUGCCGCUGGCUGCUUGGCGAUGUUGAGGGCUGCACCAAGAUCUUGGCCCAGACCAACCGAUUUGCCGAGGCGGUCCUGUUCUCGCAGACUUACAGGCCCAGUUUGACGGUACCAGCUGUGGCUGAGUGGAAGGAGAAUCUCGAGAAGAGCAAGAAGGGACGUGUUGCCAAGCUGAUUGGUGUCCCUACAGAAGAUGAGGACCUAUUCCCCGAGUGGGAUGCAUGGUUGAAGCUGGAGACCGAGGGUGGUGCCGGCGAGACCAAGGUGGAUGAGGCGGACGAUGGCCAAGAGGCUACGGAGGAGGAGGAUAGCGAAGAGGACGACGAGUAG
Ilyonectria robusta is the source of this 2520-nucleotide messenger RNA. RefSeq names its product coatomer WD associated region-domain-containing protein. Gene Ontology annotation, biological process: retrograde vesicle-mediated transport, Golgi to endoplasmic reticulum; endoplasmic reticulum to Golgi vesicle-mediated transport; intracellular protein transport. NCBI's taxonomy places the organism in Eukaryota, Fungi, Ascomycota, Sordariomycetes, Hypocreales, Nectriaceae. Bases 1 to 2520 code for a protein of 839 amino acids. The record is from RefSeq and is a predicted model, not a curated record. Gene Ontology annotation, cellular component: COPI vesicle coat. Gene Ontology annotation, molecular function: structural molecule activity; protein binding. The transcript is spliced from 5 exons.